This is a messenger RNA of Truncatella angustata, 1386 nucleotides long. Its product is annotated as pyrroline-5-carboxylate reductase. Gene Ontology annotation, molecular function: pyrroline-5-carboxylate reductase activity. The record is from RefSeq and is a predicted model, not a curated record. Gene Ontology annotation, biological process: L-proline biosynthetic process. The transcript is spliced from 3 exons. Lineage: Eukaryota; Fungi; Ascomycota; Sordariomycetes; Amphisphaeriales; Sporocadaceae. Bases 284 to 1324 code for a protein of 346 amino acids.
GUGUGGGGAAAACAGGGAGCGAUUUGCAGUGAUGUGAAAAGACGUAACGGUUGGAUUUGAUUGUGAUUGGGAAUUGGUUGUUUUGGUCAACACCUAGAAUUGCGUUUGUUCUUUCUGGUUUGUACUGAGCGGGUCUCUCCUGAAUUCAAGACCAUUGUUGAUUAUCAGUUGGGUGCUCAACCUCUAGCAGAAAGAGAUACCCGACGGCCCAAGCUCUGACUUUGCUCCCUUGGAGUCGACGAUUAUACUCGACGAUUAUAUAAAAAUUUUAUAGUCGCCAAAUAUGUUGGCACUUCCUUCUCGGCCCAAUGAGGGCGGCGAUCUCACUAUGGCCGUCCUUGGAUGUGGCAAUAUGGGUAUCGCGAUUCUUUCUGGAAUUCUUGCCUCCGUGGAAUCACUUUCCGGCCCAAAACCCUUGCAGACAGACCCUGCUCAUCCACCGGAGGAGGUUCCAGCUAGUUUACCUACCCGGUUCAUUGCGUGUGUGAGAAGCACAGAGAGCGCGAAGCGGGUCAAGAAGGCGCUAUGGCAGCAUACUUCUUAUGUCAAGGUUGUCACCAAGGAUAACUUGGCCGCUGUAAAAAGGUCCGAGAUCAUCCUCCUAGCCUGCAAGCCGCAUGCUAUCAAGCCCAUAUUGUCGGAGCCGGGCAUGGCCAAGGCGUUGGAGGGUAAGCUGCUGAUCAGCAUCUGCGCCGGCAUUACCGUCUCACACAUCGAGUCGAUCUUGCACGGCUCCGAGCCAGAGCUGUUCACCAACCACGACGACGCCGAGAAAGGCGACGAGCGGGCCCGCUGCCAGAUCAUCCGCGCCCUCGCCAACACCGCCAGUAUCAUCGGCGAAGGUAUGACCGUCAUUGCCGACAGCAACGCGCCGCCGCCACCCGAGAUCGCCAAGCUCGUCACCUGGAUCUUCCGCCGCAUCGGUGCUGUCGUCUACCUGCCGUCCCACAGCAUGGAUGCCAGCACGGCGCUUGUCGGAUCCGCACCCGGGUUCUUCUCACUUGUGCUCGAGGCGGCCAUCGACGGCGCCGUUGCUAUGGGAUUGCCCCGUGCUGAAGCCACCCGCAUGGCUGCACAGAGUAUGCGCGGUACGGCAAGUAUGGUAUUGGAGGGUGAGCACCCGGCUACUCUACGGGACAGAGUUGCUACCCCCGGAGGAUGUACUAUCGGUGGCCUGAUGAUCUUGGAGGAAGGAGGUGUUCGAGGUACAAUCAGUCGGGCUGUGAGAGAGUCGGCUACUAUUGCUAGUGCACUGGGACGCGGCGAAAGGGGUGUCAAUGCGACCAGAGGUCGUGGCGAUACUAAAGUAAACGGCUGGGAAUGAAAUCGAGUAGGUCAAUAGAAACAAAUAUGCAGUAAUUCGAAUUGAACACGAAACCUUUCUCC